This is a messenger RNA of Coffea eugenioides, 1969 nucleotides long. RefSeq lists its product as uncharacterized. The transcript has 3 exons. Bases 374 to 1495 code for a protein of 373 amino acids. Gene Ontology annotation, cellular component: intracellular membrane-bounded organelle. The record is from RefSeq and is a predicted model, not a curated record. Lineage: Eukaryota; Viridiplantae; Streptophyta; Magnoliopsida; Gentianales; Rubiaceae.
AGUGGGUCCCGACCCUUGUUGGUAUUCCUUCCAGAGUCAGCAAUUCCCAAGCAAGAGUAUGCCUCAGGCUACGAGCCUGCAAUACGCUGACCUUUUCCGUUCAAGUUCACCUGCUGACUGCUGCUGGUGCUCGACCGGGCAGCUGGGAGACUUUGGACAGGGGCUUUAGACAAGCAAAAUCAAGUCGUCAUUUCCAAUAUUUGACUCCUUUUCUUCCCAUGCGUUUUUCUGCUUCCAUUUCUCCGAAAAAAGAAACCCAGUUUGUACAGAUUUCCUUUUGUAGCGAGUAUUAAAGAUCACUGCAGUUUGCUUGUGCAAUUUUAAAUCAAAAAAACUAUUUCUACUCUGAGAACUCAGGAGGAAAAAGUAAAACAUGUCGAAAUACUCAUCGUCAAGGUUCGUCCUCACAUACCUCCAUCACAUUAAAUCCUCAUCCCUCACAACCCCAGUUUGCCUUGCUAAUAAUAAUCCUACUGCCUUUUCUCACUUGCUAACCCAUCACCCAAAACUAGUUAAGAAUCCCAUUUUCUCACCAUGGCUAGGGAAUUCUUCAAAAGCCCAUUUCUCAACAACCCCGAAUUCAAGGAUUUCCCAAAACCCAACUCAAAAGCUGCUGAUCAACCCAAACCCCAGUAUGCUGCCAAAUUCUAGGAAUUUUCUCGGGUUUAGGUAUUUUUCUUUCACUAGUAAGAAGUAUGAUCUUGGGAAAAGGGCGGUGAGGAACCCAAUGGGGGCUGUGAAGGAUGCUGCUUCCAGGUACAGGGAGGCGGUGGGGCUCCAGAUUGAGGCGUUUUGGAAGAGGAAUAGUCUGGUGCUGGUGGGUGCUGGAGGGGUCCUGGUUUGCGUCUUGCUUUGGAGGAUUAUGUUUGGGAUUGCUAAUACGUUUGUUGGCCUAUCCGAGGGCAUGGCCAAAUAUGGUUUUCUUGCUCUUUCCACUGCCAUUGUCUCAUUUGCUAUUUUAUAUCUUCGUUCAAGAUUCACAGUGAAUCCUGAUAAGGUUUAUAGAAUGGCCAUGAGAAGACUUAACACAUCCGCUGGGAUUCUUGAGGUCAUGGGUGCUCCACUAACUGGCACUGACUUAAGAGCAUAUGUGAUGUCAGGAGGUGGUAUGACACUGAAGAACUUCAAGCCAAGGUUUAGGAACAAAAGAUGUUUUCUGAUAUUUCCAAUACGAGGUUCUGAGAGGAAAGGCUUAGUAAGCGUUGAGGUCAAGAACAAGAAUGGCCAGUAUGACAUGAAACUACUGGCAGUAGACAUCCCCAUGGCAACAGGACCUGAUCAGCGCCUUUUCCUAAUUGGGGACGAAGAAGAAUACAGGGUUGGUGGUGGCCUCAUUUCUGAGCUUAGAGAUCCUGUUGUAAAAGCAAUGGCAGCAAGUAAGGAAUUUGAAGAUCGUGAUGAUCAGGAGGAUGAGGAGGAUGCUGAAAGGGAACUUCAAGAAGCAGAAAGAAAACAACGUGAAGAAAUUGAGAAGCUUGAAAAAGUUGAAUCAUGACAGAUUUUGCAUCUGAGUUUGUUGAUCACUUUUCUGCUCUUUUCUUUGAUUUACGUUGAACUCUUUAAAGAAAGAAGAGUUGAUUUCCUGGCAGCAAAGAGGAAUGUGGCUUAAAAAAAACCCCUUCACAAGCGCUUCAUGAUUCGUUUUACAGAUUAUCUGUAUUUUGUUAAUACUCCUUGGUAGGAUUGACCAUUUAUGGGAGCACCUGCUUUAGGCCUGCAGAUUUCUAUGAUUCCCAAUAAAGGCGUGCUUACCUGAGUUGGCUAUGACCUAAUACUCCCAUUUUGACGGGUUCCUUACUAAAUGGAUGGAAAGCACCAGAAACUUUUGUAACUUGAGUGAUUAUGAUGUCAAAAAUUCUUUUAGCCACUGAUGUUUGUAUUUUUUAGGAUCAAUCUGGAAUACGGUUGGUUCAUGGGAUUCCUCUUUCAAGAUCUCCAGGUUAAGCCAAAGAUAUCAACAUAGUGAGUA